Messenger RNA from Saxophila tyrrhenica, 1353 nucleotides. RefSeq lists its product as uncharacterized. The coding region runs from base 1 to 1353 and encodes 450 amino acids. NCBI's taxonomy places the organism in Eukaryota, Fungi, Ascomycota, Dothideomycetes, Mycosphaerellales, Extremaceae. The transcript has 4 exons. The record is from RefSeq and is a predicted model, not a curated record.
AUGCUCGUUUGCUCGAGAGGCGAGCUCCCUGAGAGGAGUUCCCCUGCCAGCAAGAAGGAUAAGCGUGGACUCAGGAAGGAGGAGAAGAAGAAGAAGGCGGAACAACAAGCUGCCAUUACUGAGGCGAACAGCCAAGCAGAACACCGCACUUCAAUUUUUGCCCAGCAGAAUGAGUCUGGAGCCGCCCCUUCUGGAGAAACGAACCAGGAAGUGACUGCCGGUCCACAAUCUAUUGUCCAGAGCGAUCCUGAAGCUGCCACCGAUGAGAAGACCACCCAAGUUCCAGCCGCCAGCCCGGAGUCAGAGCAGGUAGACCAGUCCCAAUCUGCCGCUGCCAAUGAGGCCACUCAACUCACCAACGCCAACGCCACUCCAGGCUCGGAGCAGCCAACUGAGCGCUCGCCCACCGACAACCGCCUCAAGCCUCUCGCCGACCUCAACCCCUUCGAGAAUGGAACACCAACUCUCCGCACCAGCUCCAUGAGACCACCUUCCGUCUCGGAGCUCGUUGCCGCAGGAGAAGGCCACAAGACUCUCUGCAUGUCCCUUAGAACGACUUCCGCCUGGAUCUUGAAGCAAUGCGAAGUUCCCGGUCGUGUUCCAGACGGCAUGCAAGAGUCGUGCGCCGCAUGGAAGCUGAUCCAGAGGCAGUGGUCGUGGGUUGAAGGUCUUCGUAUUGGGAUCUUGAGGUAUCUAGUGUGGAGGUGCCUGAAGGAUGCGUAUGAUCUGCUGGAUAGCAUGGAGGCCGAGGCCGCUUUAGUUGCUUCUCGAAGCCAGGAAGCUGAGGAAUCUAAUGAGGAGGGGGAUGAGGAGGGACAGGAAGGAGAGGACGAAAGAGAGGACGAAGACGAGGUAGAGGAAGAAGAUAAGGUGGAUGGGGGUUUUGGAGCAGUGGAAGACGACGUCCAAUAUGGUGAAUGGCCAGCAAAAGCCGUGGAGGCUGGGCUGUUCUCCGCAUCACCAGCCAGCGCAAUGUCGGACUCAGAACCACCAUCGCCACCCAGAUACAAGCGCGCCGGCCUCAGAAGCAGAGUUAUGCUAAAGAACCCACCUGAGGUCGCAGAUGACAGCGACUCCGAAGAUGACAGCCCAAAACAAGAGCCACCAAGCGACGAUGACCCCGACAGCGACAAACGAGAAAUCCCCGAAGACAUCUGUCCCUUCCUCGACUGCAACAACAAAGAUCCCGACCCCGCCAGCAUCAAAUUCUUCAGCGUCUCUGACCUCGUCCGCUGGAAGAUCUCCCACCACGAACUCAUCAGCUCCAUGGGUAGUAGUUCGGGAUGGCUCAUCAGGCGAUGCAAGAAAGCGAGCAAGUCCACGCCACGAAUGGAGGAGCUCCAUGCCGCCUAA